AUGAUUGCUGUCAUCCUCUCUAGCCCGCUCUACAUUGCAGCGGCGCUGCUGGGCAGUUGCUUCUUCUAUCUUUUUGCCCUCGCCUUUUAUAAUCUCUUCCUGCACCCUGCACGUCACAUUCCCGGCCCAAUUCUGUGCCGCAUCACGCCGCUUGUUUCCUUGUACCAUGGUAUGACCGGCAAACGUCACUUAUGGGUGCACUCCCUCCACGAGCAAUACGGUACCCAUGUCCGUGUCACUCCAUCAUACGUCUCCAUCAAUUCCUCUGCUGCGCUCCAUGAAAUCUACGGUUACUCCAAGCAAAUCCGUAAAGCAAGAUUUUACACCGCUUUCCCUGCGAUCAAGUCAAACCCAAAUACCCACAGCGGGAUUGAUAAAGUUGCACAUGGAAGGAAAAGACGUAUUUUAUCCCAGGCUUUCAGCGAGUCUGCGUUGAAGGGUAUGGAGGAUUUGAUUCUUGAUCGGAUCAGGUUUUUUCAGAAGCAGUUGCUUGAUGCUCCGAAGGACGUCGAGGGAGAAAGCCGUGAUGAGAAGGGCGUUGUUAAGAUGAGGAAUAUGGCCAAUUGGUUUAAUUAUUUGACUUUUGAUGUCCUUGGAUUCUUAUGCUUCGGAAAAUCGUUCGAGCUUUUGGAGGGUACUGGGAAUAGACACUUGCCAGAGCUGGUUGAUCGAGCUGCUCAAAGACAUUUCUUGUGCGGUCUCUGGCUCCCUCUCGACUCCCACCAUCUAGAUCAAGUUGUCAUCCCCAAGAUCACCCGUGACCGCUGGAAUUUCAUCAUGAAGUCCCGUCAACAGGCUACACUCCGUGCCAAAGAACGUACCGACCUCGGCCACAAUGCACGAAAGGACUUCUUCUACUACCUCCUCAACGCCAGCGACCCAGAAACCGGUGAAAAGCUGACCAUGCCGGAAUUAUGGAGCGAAAGCAACGUCCUCAUGGUCGCCGGAAGCGACACCACAUCCACCAGUCUUGCUGCGGCUGUCUUCUGGCUCGUCAGACACCCAACUGCCUUGAAACGUCUAGAAGCCGAAAUCAGAUCUGCAUUCACUGAUGUUGAAGAAAUCAUUAGUGGUGCAAAGUUGAAUGAAUGUUCCUAUCUUAAAGCCGUUAUCGAUGAAGCUAUGAGACUUUCCCCCGCUGUUCCUGGUGGUUUACCCCGAGAAGUCCUUAGCGGCGGAUUAACCAUCGAUGGCAAGUUCAUCCCCGCUGGUGUUGAUGUCGGUACCCCCAUCUACUCUGUCCAUAGACUUCCAGAUUCCUACCCCAGACCAGAUGAUUUCAUCCCAGAAAGAUGGAUCGAAGGUGAAACCGUCCCAAGUAUUGGAUCUAUUACAAAGGCCGACGUGGAUAAAGCCAGAAAGGCAUUCUGUCCCUUCAGUAUCGGACCACGUGGAUGUAUCGGAAAGGGUUUGGCAUUAAUGGAAAUGAAGAUCACAUUAGCAAGACUAGUUUGGGAGUUUGAAGUUUCGAUUCCAGAGGAGCAGAGGUUGAGGAAAGUCGGUGAAGAUGUUGAGGGAGGUUGGGAGAUGGAUGACCACUUUGUUGGAACGAAGAAGGGUCCUGUCGUUCAGUUGAAGAGAAGAGCUAUGAGUUCGUAA
Messenger RNA from Orbilia oligospora ATCC 24927, 1599 nucleotides. RefSeq lists its product as uncharacterized. The record is from RefSeq and is a predicted model, not a curated record. NCBI's taxonomy places the organism in Eukaryota, Fungi, Ascomycota, Orbiliomycetes, Orbiliales, Orbiliaceae. Bases 1 to 1599 code for a protein of 532 amino acids. The transcript has 3 exons. Gene Ontology annotation, molecular function: oxidoreductase activity, acting on paired donors, with incorporation or reduction of molecular oxygen; iron ion binding; heme binding.